This is a messenger RNA of Carassius carassius (crucian carp), 3089 nucleotides long. Its product is annotated as proline-rich transmembrane protein 1-like. Gene Ontology annotation, cellular component: membrane. Bases 314 to 1060 code for a protein of 248 amino acids. The record is from RefSeq and is a predicted model, not a curated record. NCBI's taxonomy places the organism in Eukaryota, Metazoa, Chordata, Actinopteri, Cypriniformes, Cyprinidae. The transcript has 4 exons.
AAGACGCUGUGGUUAAUUCAGUGUAACGGGAUGCGUUAGUUUCUGCUGCUGCUCUGGAUGUAGCAGUGUGACCGUGGACAUAAAGAAAAGAAAAGCAGCAUCAGACAUCCAGUCGCUUUUACACCCAGAUAACCCAGGCUCUACACAGCACACAUCAGGAUUAUCAUCGGAAGAUGCGUUAUAAUUAGCUUAGAGAAACCAUCAGCAUCGUCUGUUGUGAUCUGACACAAAGACAGACGCACUGGUUGGAUUUGGGGUUUUAUUAUUACUGGAGGGACAAACUGAACAUCAUCGAUACGGAUAAAUAAACGCGAUGUCGUCGGAAAAACACGGAUUGGAGGAGGCAGCAGGGAGGCAGUCCAUGUCUCAGCCGAUGAUGCAGAUGGCUCCGCCUCCUUACCUCCCUGCCCAGGACCCCAACAUGCCCCCACAUCCUCCUCCACCCGGCUGUGGCCAACAGCCCAAUUACCCCCCUCCCCCUCCACCUCCUGGAUCAGAGGGGUACCAGCAGGAAACCCAGUUCCACUGCGGCACCCUCGGGCCCCAGGGGGCUCCGAACGGAUACCCAGCGCAGACGCACGGACCAGUGGGCACCGUCCCUCAUCCUCCAGUGGGCUAUAUACAUACAGGAUACCCCCUCCAGCUGCAGCCCUGCACGGCCUACGUGCCCGUCUAUCCCAUAGGCACAGGGGCGCAGCCUUACAUGGCCAACGGUGCACCUCAUCCAGGUGUUGCCCCUGGCCAGAUGGCCAUGCAUAUGCCCAACGGCAUUGCUCUGAUGGAGUCUCGUCGUCCUCCUCACGACUACCUGCCCAUCGCCGUCCUCACCACUGUCUGCUGCUUCUGGCCUACAGGAAUAAUCGCCAUCAUCAAAGCCGUGCAGGUGCGUACGGCUGUGGCUCGAGGCGAUAUGGUUACAGCAGAGAUCGCCUCGCGGGAGGCACGUAACUUCUCCUUCAUCAGUCUGGCGGUGGGGAUCGCCUCCAUUGUGCUCUGCACCAUACUCACAGUUGUGGUCAUCAUCGCCUCUCAGCACCACGAUGACGACUGGGAGCCCUAGAGAGCACAGCGCGGGACGCACCUCCCAUCCUGACCCCAGGCCAUCAUUCCAGUCGGUAUUAUGCUUUUUCUGUCACACAGCACACUUCUGACGCUCAAGACACCACAUCCUGAUCUGCAGUCCAAAAUACGCUUUUACAGCCAUUUGCCCAUGUAUUAGUUAAAAUAGUUUGACGGUAUGGUUAAAUGUUGGGAACACAGCACAUUGACUAUGUUGUAAGCAGUGUACGCUCACACUCUCAUUAACCGACCUAAACACUUCCUGUUUCUCCUAAACAAAAGCCUGUUCUAGAUCAGUAGUUAGAAAUAUAGCAUACUAAAGACUUGAGCCAGGUCAGGUGUGUUAUCAUUUGCUCUUGAAAUUUGCCAAAAUGUUACUUUUUAAAAGAAACACACAAGUACUACAAGAACAUAAUUUUGGUAUAAUUGUGUUUUUUGAUGUUCAAAACAUUCCAUCUAUUUAAGGAUAAUAUAUUUCUUUUUCGGGAUGCACCGACAAAUUUAGUUACUGAAAGUGUGGCUAAAUUGUGUUUUUUCUAUACGCUAAGUAUUGAAAAGUGUAAAAUAAGGUAUUGAAUAAGUUGAACGACUAAUAGAUUAUUGGAAUAAGUAACAUUUUCAUUUCUGUCGUGUGGUUCAGAAGAGUGUAUAUCAGUGUUGAUUACUCAGUGGUUUCUUUUCUGAAACCCAAGGCCAGAAGCCUACUCUACGCAGUACACAAACACAGAUGCUAAUGCUUGGCUAAUGUGUUGCAUGCAUGCAGUUCUGUUGGUAUCAAAUGAGAGUAGAUUAACAUUGGUGGAUUUAAUAAACUUGAAAAAUGGGUUAUUGACAUCUUUCCGCGAUUUAAAUAAAAUACCUUCUGAUGUUCAUUCAUGUUUAUUUCGUGCUUUAAGUAAGUAUGAAAAUACGAUCGGUUCACAUGCCGCUAUAGCAAUCUGUCAUGACACGUUAAAGAGCCACAAAACUGUAUCUGUUGAUUUAAUUUCUUUUAAAAUUACAAAAUUUUAAAGCUGAGACACUCAGCAAACUGUUACUCUGCCAUGACGGUAUACUGACCCCAGAAGAAGACAGUUUAUACAAAUGUAUAGCACCCCUUGUGGCAACACUGAGAAUUGCGAAUUGUGUUUUUGCGUAUCAUUGUGAAUUGCUGACAAGUUUACAAUUCAGCAAUAUGUGAAAAUAGCUAAAAGCAUUUGUGUUCAUGUACUUGCGUAGUGUAUGUCUUGGGCCUAAGUGUUCCCAAGUGUCUUGUGUGCAAAAACGGUCUCAAAUCAAUCCAGUUCAGAGGUGUUAAAAGAAUGUAUUCUUGGGUGAAAUUAUUACUUCAUUAUUGACUACUGUAAAUUGGCUUUUCAUUGAAGGAACACAUGAGAUUUGUGUGUUGUGAACUAGUGUAUUAUUUAUCGUUUAAACACUAAAUUAUUCAGUUGUGUAUUAAAUUGAUACUUCUAUAUUUAUUGAAAUAUGUAAUCAUAGGUCUAACUGUUGUGCUGAAAUAUUUGGUUAUCUUUCCUAGAUAACAGUCAGUCAUCACAGAUGAUUGCUCAGCUGGCAUAUUUUGAUGACGCAUGUGAUAAUAUGCACUUUUAUGCUCAGUAAGCAAGUAGCCAGUUUGUCUCACUUCUUUGUAGAUGAGAGUGUCACUUGCUUCAAGUUCGGACCUCAUUGAAACUCCUCUCAUGCUGCUGUCAGUUAGCUGUAGUUUGUUAGGUAAACGCAUUUAGCACAAUGGUUUGGUUGAAUGAAAAGAACAAAACAAUCCUAGAGUGGUCCUACACACACACACACACAUAUAUAUAUAUAUAUAUAUAUAUAUAUAUAUAUAUAUAUAUAUAUGUAACUGACUGUAUAAUCUUUCAAACUCUUUGUUUUCAAACGAGAGUUCACCCAAAAAAAUUAAUUUACUCGCACUCAUGGCUGUCCAAAAACCUUUAUGACUUUCUUAUUUCUAUGGAGCAUAAAAGGAGAAAUAGACCAAAAUGUUGAUAACUCCAUAAUCUGAAGCUGUUGAACCCCCAAAAUGACCA